Molecule: messenger RNA, 1806 nt
Organism: Linum tenue
Lineage: Eukaryota; Viridiplantae; Streptophyta; Magnoliopsida; Malpighiales; Linaceae
Source: the annotation of a GenBank genome assembly
CUGGUCAGAAAAUCAAGGUGCCAACUCAGCAACUUAUUGGGCCCCAUAGCCCAACGUCAUCAAAAUUCCUUCUAUAAAUACGCCACUCGCUCCUCUCUUUCCUAAAAUCUUCCCCAUUCAGCCCCCUUCCCUGCUUUCUUACAGAGGAAGAAGAUCUCUCCGCCAUUAAUCUGCCGCCCUUCCUUCAUCUUCUUCCUCUGUCAUUCCCAACUCCAAAAAAAAUCUUAUUUCAACUCUUAUUCUUCUUUUCCAUAGAUUCAAUGGCGGCUCCUCUAAUUCCUCAAUUGCUACUCCUCUUCAUCUUGGGUACUGCUAAUUUCUUCCCAAUCGGCGUCGUUUCCACGACCUUCACGAUCACCAACCAGUGCGACUACACGGUUUGGCCGGGCAUUCUCUCCAACGCCGACGUGGCGCCGCUGCCCACCACCGGAUUCGCGCUCCAGAAGGGUGAGACACGGACCAUCUCCCCGCCGGCCUCCUGGGGCGGCCGCCUCUGGGGCCGGACCCACUGCUCCGAGGACUCCACGGGAAAAUUCUCCUGCAUCACCGGCGACUGCGGCUCCGGCAAGGUCGAGUGCUCCGGCGCCGGCGCCGCUCCCCCCGCCACGCUCGCCGAAUUCAAGCUCGACGGCUACGGCGGCCAGGACUUCUUCGACGUCAGCCUCGUCGACGGCUACAACCUCCCCGUCCUCGUCUCGCCGCAGGGCGGGUCGGGACAGAACUGCUCCAGCACCGGCUGCGUGGUCGAUCUGAACGGCGCGUGUCCUUCUGAUCUCAAGGUCGUCUCCGAGGCUGGAGAGGGCGUCGCGUGCAAGAGCGCGUGCGAGGCCUUCCGCCAGCCGCAGUACUGCUGCGAUGGGGCUUACGCGACCCCCGACACCUGCAAGCCGACGUCGUAUUCGCUCGCUUUCAAGAACGCCUGCCCACGCGCUUACAGCUACGCGUACGAUGACAAGACCAGCACUUUCACUUGCUCCUCCGCCGAUUACGCCAUCACCUUCUGUCCCACUCCCAGCACCAGGUCAAAAGGCGUCGCAGGGUCAGAACCAGGGAACGACGACGAUGACAUCGCCGCCGCCACCGGGGAUCACGGCUGGCGGAAACGACGGGAGGGGCAGUUCGCCGUUUGUUGACGGCUCGAUGGUGUACGAAGGCGGGGAGUUGGCCAACAACGGCGGUGCGGCGACCACGUGUACCCACGUGGGUGCUGCCGUCAGCAUCACAUUGGCCGUAUGGCGGUUGAUGCAGUUCUUCUGAAAACCUUUUUUUUGUUUUUGUUUUUAAUACUGGAUCACAUGGGUCGGCCGGGCGGGUUGGCUGAUGGGUCGGGGAUUAUGGGAGAAAUGGCCCGUGACCCAUGCCGCCAUGGAGAAACCAAUAACAUGGUGGUGUGGGGCCUACGGCAUGUGAGGGCCACGUAGGACACCACUGAAAUGGGCCGUGGGCCCGUUGGGCUGACGGGGAGGUGGACUCGCUAAUGGGAAAGCGAACUAAGUUGGCCCGUCAAAACUGAUAGGCAGGCGCUACCCGAGGUUAUUAAUUAAUUAUUAAAUUAUUAGUGAUGUUAGAUGGCCCGUCCAUCGUUGGAGACGAAAUUAGCUAGGAAUUGAGGGGUUGUAUUCUUUAUAGAGGUAGGUUAAUUUAUUAUAAAAUUCUUUUUACCCUUUUGGGGUGGUGAAAGUUUUUAGAGGAGGGGAUUCAUUUUCAGAGGAAUUUGUUAUUCUACCACAUGUAACACCACAAUUAAAGAAGAAGAAGAAAAAAAAGAAUCUUAUUAAUAAAAUAAAGAUUUAAGAUUGAUUAUCA